AUGAGUGGAGGAUCCAAUUCUCAUGGCCCCAUCCACCUGAGCUCAUACGAAGAUGGCAACGACGGAGUCGGCGCCUCGUCUGGAACCAUCCCGAGGGGCAGCCAGAAUACUAAGGACGUAGGCCCAGCCUCUCCAUUGGCAUACGCAACUGAUCAGCAAGGCGAAAUCCCAAAGCACGAAAAAGGCUUUCGUACUCCAGCCCACCGGAAUUAUGACAAGUAUGGCAACGAAGCAGGCGGCCCCUCAACUCAGCUCGAGCCAGUCGUGCAAGAGCCAUCGCCCGUCUCUUCUCCAACACCCGAUGAGCCUUCGCAGCAGCAAGAAAACAUUAAUAUCACAAGGGAAAAUGUUCGUUCACACGGUCCAGCAUACCAGAGCUACAAUGAAUACGGAAAUGAGAAAGGCGGCCCCUCGAAUCAUAAGCGUCACACGACACCGCGAGAUCCUGAAAGAAAACCUCACAAGCCUAGAAAACCAGAUGAGAGUAAGACGAGAAUAUCGAAGGCUUACGGCCCGGCAUAUCAAAGCUACAAUGAAUAUGGCAACGACGGGGGCAGUGCCCGGCCUCGACUCAUGCCAGAGCCCAACGCCAGAGAGCAGAGUUUCGGGACUCCUCUAGUAUCCCUCGUGCCUGACCAGCAACCUGGUAGAAAGAAACGAGGAACAGCUUCAGGACGACCCCCUUACGGGAGCUCCCGAGACCAUGUCCGAGACCACAACGAGCGGGGCAUGUCCCGACAUCCUAAGCCAGCCCAAGCUCCGGCUGACGAUGGGCCAUCAUUUGCAGACGGAAAUAGCUGGGUCUAUUUCAAAUUGGCCCUCCAUAUGAUAGGAAUGAUGGUUUCUCUUGCUUCUUUAAUCUUGAGUUUUACCUUCAUUCCCCAUAAGCUCUACCAUGGAGACUUGAUAGCAAUUUCAUGCCCUGUUCCUGGAGUCGCUCUUAUAUUGGGGAUUGGUGAGCUGGCCGUUCGAAUCGUCUACGAAUACAGGGAAAAGCCCCGCCGCGGCACGGCUUCCAAAGGGAUCCAUCCAGCUGGCCAUGUCGCCGUCUGCCUAGUUCUCUGGCUAGCCAGUAUCGUCGUUCUGUAUUUCCUGACAACAUACAUCAAGGCCACCGAUAAUUACUGCUAUGCACCGUUCGAUAAAACAAUAUUUACGAAUUAUUGGUGGGGUGUGUGUCAGGGAGAAUGGGACGGUCAACGGUCAUCUGCAGUGGCUCUUGCUGCGUUGACGGCUACGAUCUGGCUUAUCUACUUUUUUCUGUUUAUCUUCGCUUGCAUUGACACCUCGAAAAGAAGUGAGAAAAGGGCGGGGAAAACAACAGAAAAGAGACCGACGCCGUGA
This is a messenger RNA of Clonostachys solani, 1344 nucleotides long. NCBI's taxonomy places the organism in Eukaryota, Fungi, Ascomycota, Sordariomycetes, Hypocreales, Bionectriaceae. The record is from the annotation of a GenBank genome assembly.